Molecule: messenger RNA, 10064 nt
Organism: Gloeophyllum trabeum ATCC 11539
Lineage: Eukaryota; Fungi; Basidiomycota; Agaricomycetes; Gloeophyllales; Gloeophyllaceae
Exons: 15
Coding region: 30-10064 (3344 amino acids)
Source: RefSeq, a predicted model, not a curated record
CUGACUGCUAACGUUCUGCUUGUCGCGCAAUGACGAGCUACACGACGACGGACCCCUCGACUGGGGGCCCACGAUCCCCGCUAUUUGGAACUGCAACAUUCUCAACGCUAUCGCCUUCUGACCCUUCAAGAAUGGGGUACACGGGCACUUCACGAACAGGUACGCCAAUUCCCCCGUCCGAUGACGGCGAGGACGCCUCGACGACGUACAAUAUGCGCCGGGUCAACCUCUCGCCUACUCAAUCCUACACCAACACAUAUACUUACUCUGACGACGACUCUAUUGACGACACGGCCGAGGUGGAGGCCGCGCUGACGAACAUCGAAAACGAGCUCGCGGACGUCGAGGAUGCGCUCACCGAGUGGUCGCGCGACUCGGGGUCGGACGCGAGCCGGCCGACGUACUCGACGCUGAGCGGGUCGGGGUCGUACACGACCUCGUCUGCGCCGUACACCACAAGCACCGGCACCGGGCCGAUGUCUACUACUACUACUACUACCACAGCCAAUAUGCUCGCGGAACGCAACAGGCUGAGCACGAUCACUGAACGCACCGAAGAUAGGACGAAUAGCAGGCCCAACUCUGGGCUGCCGGGCUCGCGGCCGAUCAGCGGGCAUUCGGACGCGCUGAGGCGGUCGGCGGUGCUUGGCGGGGGCGCGGUUUCGCCGUCCCCGCAUGCGCGCUCUGCCACCGAGUCGACCGCGCUGCCCCCGCCCGGGCGGCGUGCGGGAGAUUUGAUCGCGUUCUUCGAGGGGGGCGCGAGCGAGAGCCCCUCGCGGGGCGGGCAUACCAGGACGACGUCGGCGCCUGCGGGGCCGCGCUCGCCGAGCCCGUACUUUGCUAGCACCACCGGCUUUGGGUAUAGCAGCGGGACUGGGUUUGGGUAUAGCACCGCGGGGUAUACAUCGCGCCCUUCUUCUCCGGCUGCUAGUAAGAGUGGGAGCAGCGUUAGCGGUACUACUCCGUUUACGAUGUCUUCUUUCCUGUCCCCGCAAGCUCGGGGGACGACUUCUCUUUCUUCUGAUUCAAGGUUUCCAACUACGACCACGGCGCGCACCGGGACGACUACGCCUACCCAGACGGGCACGGGCACGUACACCCAGACCGGCACGGGCACUUACGCGAACACCUAUUCGACUUUUAGCAGCACUCUCACUCCGACUACUAACACGAACACUUUUACGGGUACCCCGACGGCGUCGUCGCUCCGCCGCCCGCAGACGUCCCCGCGCUCGCCGCUGACGUCGGUGCGCAACAUCGUCGCCGCGUGGAAGGAGCGUACGCCACUCGGGAGCAAGACGGCCAAGUCGCCUGCCUCGGCGUCCUCGGUUGGCACGGUGCGCUCGCCGCCCGGCGAGGGCCUCUUCAGCAUCAGGCGGCGCGCGGAGCGGGGGCAGAUGAGGUUACGGGACCAGGCGCUCGGUUCGCUGAGGCGCGGCGAGGCGCCGUCGUUCGAGGCGAUGCGCCCGGCCGAGGAGCCGCGCAGCACGAGCGACAGUGUGACGGGGAGCGCGCUGCUCCCGCCGCCGUUCGAUAUCGCUGAGCUGGGCGUGUACGCGAGGGGCAGUCAAGAGCCACUGCGCAUUGGCUUGCUCUGGUACUUGAACGUCCAUGCGCCCCCGCCGUACCGCUGGCAACGAUGCCAGGCUUUGCUGUAUCCCCACAUGCUACUCUUGUCGUGGAUUGCGGCGGGCGGAGGCCGCGGCGUCGUCACGCUGGAUUUGCUGAACUGCACUGAGGUAAGGUCGGUGCCGACGCCGCUGCACCCCAGCGCGAAAGACGAUGUUGGGACGAUCGCCGCGAGGAUGCAGAGCGAGGAGGCGAGCUCCCAGGAGAGCGGGCAGCUUGGGGAGAUGGGCCUUGUUGAGACUUUGUGCCCGUUCCAGCUGCUGUACAGUGAUGGGAUUGAACGGCUCGGUGCGGAGAGCGCGAGGGAAAGAGUGAGAUGGGUUAGUGCUAUAUGGGAGGCCCUGGAUCGGUCGGUUACGAUACCGGAUCGUUCAGCGACGGGUUCACCCACUGGGUCAAUUCGGACAAUUCGCUCCAUGACUAGCACUAAUACAGAGUCGGCUACUGGCUCAGGCUCUGCGUCUACCGUCUUCGUCCCGCCUCUUGACAGUAUUCCGGACUUGUCUGAUCUACAGUCUAUUACUGGCUCGAGCACUAGCGUGCCGCUCUCUCGCGGACCCUCAUUCGCUGUGUCUACUAGGACUCGUGCUACGGACGACGCUGCAGUCUCUGGCCAAGGCUUCCUCUACCCCGGAGAUCCACGAGUCAUCGCACCGAGCAGGAGUAGCUCUAUCCGGAGGACUAGUUCGCUGACGGACUUGGAUGCUGAGUUUGCCUCUGCUGUGAGCCGUGCUCGAAACGCAAGGCCUGGGCUUGGUUUUGGGUUGGGCCUUGCGGCCGGCGUGGUCCUUGGUGAAGGUUCGCCUGUGACUAUAUCAAGUGCGCCAAGGCUUGGCGAAGACGUACGCCUCACCCCCCCUCCGAAAUCAAGGUCUCGUGGAACAUCGUCAAGGACGUCGAGCGAACUGGACGAUGAGACGUUCUUCUCGGCCGGUUCUAAGUCUGCAAGCGAUGAUACCAAGGGUUCGAGUUUCUACUCCUCUCUGUCCAGGACGGACUUCACUACCACCGGAGCUGGCAUUACUACUACAGACACGACUGUGGGACUUGCUAUCACGUCAGGCUCCGAUACCAACAUUGUGGCAUCUUCGCUCUCACUCAGGGGUCCUUCCUCUGCUUCCCACUUGGGUGACUCCCACGAUGGCACGCCGAGUACUUAUACAUACGGCUCGACUUCGCCAUCACGCCUGUCGAGGGCAAGAGAAGUUCGCAGAAGGUCUGCGAGGAGCAGCUCCCGGACAUUCUCCUCCUCGUAUCAAACUCGGACUACCGAUGAAGGCUCGGACAAGGAGAACUCGGAGAUUUCAGGCUCUACGCCGUCUCGCUCGACCGAAUACGACACUUCCAGCCGUGGCUAUACCGCGACGACGACAAGCUGCUCCUGCUCGUACAGCGGCACGUGUUCGACGUGCCGGUACACCUCGUCAUCUGGCACGUACACCUAUACGGAUGAUGUAUCGGAGGUUGCGCCUUCGGUGAUUCCCAGUAUCCCGUCCGAGAGCGAGUAUAUAACCGCUGAAGCCGCUUCGACGGAGUACUCCACUGCUGAAGCUGCUUCGACUGAAUACUCCACGGCGGAAGUCUGCUCGACGGAGUACAGCACCGCGGAGGUGUGCCCGACGCCCUCUGUGUCGGAGUAUAUUACAGCGGAUGUCUGCAAGAGUGAGCCGCCGUCAGAGUACAUCACUGCUGAAGUGUGCCCGACGGAGCUGACGACGGAGUACGAUACCGCCGAGUGCCGGUGCAUCCCCAGUAUCGCAGAGGAAGAAGAUGAGGAGAGGAGCGUCGUUGCUCCCUCGGAAAUCCCCACCAUCCCGUCAGAUGUCGAGCCUGAGAUUUGCCCGGAGGACAUCCCGUUGCCCCCCUCCGAGCCUGCCUCGGUAUCCAGCCCGUCAUGGCCGCCCACCGAGCCAUCCUUGACAGACGUCUCGGAGAGUCAACUAGAGCCGACGGAAGAUUUCACACCCACGACUGUGUCUACCAUCGAGUCCUUCCCUGGUCCGUCUCCGAUACAACCCAUGGAGUCCCUGCCCAGUAGCGAAACGCCAGAAUCGAUUUCGAGCCCGACUGAGUCGUCGAUCACCCCGACCAUCGAGGAAUUGACUCCCACUGUGUCUUCUGAAGACUUGCAGCAGCCGACCCCGCCGUCUCCGUCCAUCCGCGAAUCGCUCUGGGCGCCGGAGAGCGACCGCUCAUAUGAGUCAUCGAUAUUGCAGGCUUCGCCCUCGGUGCUGUCCAUAGCCGUUCCGGAGGGGCCUGACAUGUCGUACGAAACCUCCGGCCUGAGACCCAGCGGGUCCCCCAUCACGACGGAGCAGCCGCGGCUCUCGCCCAUCCCUGAGCUGCCCAGCACCGUCACGCCGUCGUCGCCCACGUCCGUGACAGCCACGCCCGAGUCGGUUUCUACGCCUACUGAUGUACCGACGCCGUCGCUGCUGUCGGCCGAGCGCACGGUGACGGUGACGAGGACGCCCUCGUCGGUGUCGACGGUGUCGAGUAUAUCGAUGCGGUCCUCGAUUUUUGAGCCGCGGUCGCUGUUUGAGUUCCAGAUGGACGAGGAGCCGACGGAGCCGUCGUUGCUCUCGACUCAUCGGUCGCCGCCUACCCCGGUGCCCGUUGACCAGCGCUCGUUGUCACCUGCCUUCAUUCCUCUGCCGAGCUCGCCCGCUCCGUCGACGCCUUCAGUGCCUAUAAGCGUCAGUAUCGCCACACCUGCAGGAGAUGUCCCGUCCAUCCACACGAUUGAGAGCGCACCGUCUGCACGCAGUGAGAUCCUGACGCACGAUGUGAACCGCUUGCUGCAGUAUCUCCACGAUCUGGAUCAGGGCCGUGUCGAGGACCACAGGGAGCUCGUAGACAACAUCAGGGACAUCCGGGACGAGCUGUACGAUCUAUCUUUGUUCUUGCACGAGAAUCGCCCUGCGGAUGUGCCGCCUCCCGUGCCACACAAAGACCAGUCUGUCGGCGGGAGCAGCGUCAUCGCAUCGUCUCCGGCGACUCCAAUGACUCCGAGAGCUCUACCUGCUGGACCCCGGCCCAUUUCAAGGCCUCAUCUGAUACCUAUUCCGCUGACCCCUCCCCCUUUGCGACCUGCUUCUCCGAGCAGCCUUACCAGCUCGAUUUCGUUCCUGGAGUCUCCGCACUCGGAUGAUUGGAGCUUGAUGGGAUCGGAGACGUACCCUAUGCGUGCUUCUUCUCCCUCCUGGCCCUCCGAGAGCUCGCCUUCUCCGCCUUCGUCUCCACUUGAAGCGUCUUCUGAGUCGAUAUCAUCGUCUACCCCGUCUUCUGGACCGUACCUGUCGGCUACUUCGCCGUCUUCGCCCAGUGCUCCUGCUUCUCCGCCGCUUUCUGCGACAUCUGAUGUUACAGCCCGUCCAAGGCCCCCACCCAUAUCACUGACUGACCUGCUGGAGAACCUGGAGGCGUUAAAGCAACAAACCAAUGCUUUGCACGAUUCACAACGUUCGGCCAAUGAUAUGCUCGGAGAACUGCGUGAUAGAGGCCCUGCGACGCAGGAUCUUUCUGCGUGCUGCGACAAAAUCCAGAGGAUAGAAGAUAUGCUGCGGGGAGUGCUUGACCGAUUGCAAGUUCCUCAGCCCGAGUCGCUCUACGAAUCACCUUCGGAGACAUCCUCGGAUAGGGAGCGUUUGCAGAGAAUCUUGGACAGGAUCGGAGGACACGAAGAGCCGCCGGUGAUACGCAUGCCAGUACCAGUGCGAGCAGGACCGUCUCUAGACGAGCAACUGGAAAAUCUCUUGGGCUCCGGUCCUCAAAUGCCGCCUCCUACGGUGCAAGCCCCACCACCUCUCAUUCCUUUCGUGUACAGACCCGCGCCCCACCGUCCGCGCAGUGAAAGUCCCACUAUUGGGCCCGACUUGCCUCCUCGUCGGUCGUACACGGCUCCUGCGCCAGAUCUUUAUACAGUCAGGCGUCCACCGCGACGGUCCGGCGGUAGACCCGGCCGUCCUCCGUUCUACCCGCCUCCCCGGACAGCAAGUAGUUUCCGUGAUCAAGGGCGUGAGCCUCCUGUCAUACCAUCAUUGCCGCCGGAGGAAGGUCCUGUGGAAGGGAGUCGUCGACCGGAAGGUGAGUCAGGGCCUGAUUUCUUGCGCGCUCUGCGCGAGCUCCGUCGACGUCGACAUCCUGAUACUGCCCCUGAUGGAUUCUUCAAUACGGGCCGCGCUGGUGCUGCCGAGACUGAUGCAGCGCAGAGGCCUCCAACAGCGCCUCCUGACUUGGGCGAGGGUGGUACGUGGUACAGACCCGCGCAGCCUCCAACGGAACCUCAGCCUGGCGCAGAGCAGGCCCCGGGAACAUUCAUCCCGCCGGGCGCUGGUUUUCCGAUUAGUGUCCUUCCUCCCGGUGUGGCAAUGCCUCCUCACUUGCAGGAUAUCCUGGAGAUGUUAAGGGAAAACCGGGUCGCGCAGCGCGCGUCGAUUGAGCAGCAACGCGAGAUCAUGAGAUAUCUAAGAGGUCUGAAUGAAUGGUUAGCUAGAGAUGUCCACGACCGUCAAGCUGAAAUACGCGGGGUGGCGGCUCGUGUGGAUCGUCUCCGAGACGAUCUUGAUCGCAUGGGUCGACCCCAGACUGCAGGCGUGCAACCCAUGUUCACCCAAGGACCACCCCCUCAACAAGGCAUGAUGCCUGGCCCGGGAAUGCCCGUGCCUCAACAAACUGGGGACACAUACGUUAUACCACCGCUUCCCACUAUGGGACAGCAAGGUCCAGUGAUGCCGAAUGUGGUCCCUGGUUACCCUGGUCCAAUGCCAGGACCAGGUAUGCCGCAAGGGCCCAUCGUGAACGUGCUGCCCGGAUCGCCGUCAGACGGUUCCCCGGUUAUUCCACCCCCGCAGCCCUAUGAACAGUACGAUGAUAGGCCGGUCGUGCCUUCUGGACCAUAUACUCCUGGGAGACCUCCCACCGGCUACUACCCAGAUGAAGGAAGGUCCUAUGGCAGUGAGUCUCCUGUAUUCAUCCCGCCGGAACAACCACAGCAGCAGCCUGGUCAACCCAUUGUGAUUCCUCCUCCCGGAGCUUUUGGAGGUGUCCCUCAGCAGCAGCCUCAGCAACCUAUAGUUAUUCAGUCGGCGCCUCAGCAGCAACCACCUACCGUGAUCCACGUCGAGCGAUCCCCGUCAGAGUCUGAGACUCGAAGCGGACGAGGAUCUCCCAUUGAGUACGAUGUUCCUCUCAGUCAUAGACCUAGCCACUACAGACCUGAAUCGCCCCAGCAAGUUCACCUUGUGAGCGAUCGUCCUGGCAGUCCUCGGAUGGGGUCUCCCAGGCAUCCGGAGGUCCAGCAGCCUAUCAUUAUCCAGCAGCCUCCUCAGCAAAUGCAGCAACAGCCUAUGCAGCCUAUUGUCGUCCAGCCGACGCCGAGCGGGGGUCAAUACACACAGCAUUCGCCACCUAUAGUCGUAAGACGAUCAAGGACGCCGUCCCCGGAGCGACAACAGCCGACAAUGAUUAUAACUCCUAGUGGUCAACAGGUUGAACAUGGACCUGGCCAACCGAUAGCGGUAGUGCCCACUCCUCAGCCACAGCAACCUCCCGUUAUCGUCCAGACAGGAGCACCCACCUCGCCUUACCAUGAAUAUGGGCCUUCUCGUGGUGAAUAUAGUCCUUCUCGUGGCGACCGCCGUCGCAGAGGGUCUUAUUCUCCUUCUCGUCAAUAUGGUGACCGCGGAGAAUCGCCGUCACCACCUUCGCGACGUCGUCACCGACGUGACUAUGAUGAGGAAGAUGAACCUGGACGAACCAUCAUCCUUGAGCCCCGUGGAAGGGGUCGGACUCGUUUCGUGGAUCGACACGGCCGGUCACGAUCUCCUCGGCCUUCCGACCACGUCGUGGCUGUUGUGCCCCAUGGUGGUCAUGGACGCUCUUAUUCCCGAUCGCAUCCGAGGGACGAGGGGGAUUAUGGGAGUCGCAGUGGAAGCCGCACCCCUCCGCGCGUUGUCAUUGCAAGCGAUCAUGGAGGCUCUCCUCGUGCCCCUACUAUCAUUUUGCCGCCGGGAGGGAGUGGUGGGCACUAUCCGUCAGAGCACGACCCCGGGCGAACUCAUUCGCCGAAUGUCCUCCGCCGUCAGCGCCACCCUACGGAGUACGACCCUGGACAUGGAGGUCCUCAAAUCGUGCGCAUCCCUCCUUCAGACGAGUCUAUGCCUAGGUCCCCUGGUGAUGAACGGGAUCCUGGCGGAUUGCAGCCGUCGCAUUAUGGCAGGUCCCCAUCGCGAGGACACGACUAUGCUGAAGAACCCGAUUAUCCGGAGCCUCACCAAGUUCCUCCUCCACGUACGCCGCGUACACCCAGUCGCGCCCCAUCUGCACCUCUCAGUCGUGCAGGCACCCGCCGAACAGCACCAGUUCAAAGAACCCCAUCCGGUGCCACCAUAAUGGAGCCGUAUGAAGAAGAAGGAGAGCCCCACAUGACUCGUGCUACGCACAUCCCAGUGGAAGAGUAUGAACCUCCCCCAGCCAGCCCUCCACCGGGCGUUGUAAGGUCUGUCACCCCGCGGACGGAGCUGCAUCAUGAAUUGAUGCGGCAGCCGUCCACGGCACCCAUGUUCCCUACUUUGCCUGCUGAGGGGCGCGAAGCCGAGGUUCGACGAGCUCCCUCUCGUAGGACUGGCUAUCAACCGUCAGUUGUUCCCGAAGAAGCUCCUCUGAUGCAUGAAGAGGCUGGGCUGGGACGGGCUCCCUCUCGUAGGACGGGCUAUCAGCCGUCAGUCGUUCCUGAAGAAGCCCCGAUGCACGAAGAGGCUGGGCUUGGACGGAUGCCGUCUCGAAGGACUGGGUAUCAGCCUUCUGUGAUGGGCGACCAACCGACCAUCGUCCGCAUCCCUGGGGACACGCAUGAAGUGUCUGAACAUGAAGAAAUGAUGUAUGCCGACGCCGAGCGUGCCCGGCAGGAACGCUUUGAGGACUUGCAGAGACGUCUCGAGCAGACCGCGGAGGUGGCCGCUCAGGACGAGGAACGACGCGAUCAAGAGUUUAGGCAGCGCGAAGAGGAGCGAGACCACAUGUUCGCCGACAACGAAGCUCGGCGCGACGAGGAAGCUGCACGGCGGCGCGAUGAGAUAUGGUCAGACUUGGAGCAACGCCUGGCAGCGGGUGGCCUGCCACCGCCGCCGCCGCCCCCCGAGUCUAUCGAGCCCGCUCCGGAGUCUGUACCGCCGAUCCCCAUUCCCGAGCGCCUGGGCGAUGAGACAGCGUCCAUCAUCCCCUCGAUGAUCGAGGCCGCCAACCAGCACGCGCGCGAGAUCCGCGAGGUCGUGAACAUGGAGCGAGAGGAGCUCAUCAAGGAGCGCGAGGCGCACGAGGCCGAGCGGGAGCGCAUGCGCCAGGAAGCGGAGGCCGAGCGGGAGGCGUGGCAGCAGGAGUGCGAGCAGCGGAUCCGGGAGCUGGAGGAGGAGCUCGCGCGCACGCGGGCGGAGCUCGACGACGAGCGGCAGCAGCGCCAGACGGAGGAGGCGGAGGCGCGCGAGCGAGCGAGGCAGGAGGCGCUGGAGCGCGACGAGAUUGUGCGCGGCCAGCUGAGCGAUAUCACGAACCUUGCGCAGCAGAAUUUGGAGUGCUGCACGAGCAAGAGGCAGAUUAUGGACGAGCGGUAUGCCGAGAAGGAGGCGCGCAGGGCGGAGAAGGACGCGCGGUUCCAGGAUUUGUAUGAUAUGGUCAACCGGAUCGUGGAAGACCGUGAGGCCGAGCGCCAACGUGCUGAGGAGGAGAGGUUGGCGGCUGCAGACAAGCCAGGGAUCGAGGCCGUCAUGGCGGAGCUGCAGAGACAGAACCAAGAGCUGCGGCAGCUGCUCGCCGAAAUGGCUGAUAGCUGGCGCGCAGACAGCGCUAGACAAGCGGAGGAGACGCUCAACGCCGUGCGCGCGACCGCGCAGGAGCAGGUUCCGUUCAACGUGCAGGGGUACCUCGACGAGUUCAGCAAGGCGCUCGCGUCGGAGGUGCGCAUGCUCCUCGGCGAGGUGGGCCGCCUGCGCGAGGAGCGGCGGGCGUUACAACAUGAAAUUGGGUUCCUGCUGUGCACGCGCAGCAAGUACGGCCCCGGGGGCGAGUUCGAUCCGGAGUGGCGCCCGCAAGACGCGCCGUACAUGGCCGGCGCGCCGCCGCCGCCACCAGCACCCGAACCCGCGCCUGAAGCGCCGCCGCCGCCGCCCGAGCCCAUGGGCCCCGCACGCCCGGGGUGGCGCACCGUCCUCCCACGCAGCACGCGCAGACGCCGGGGAGGCGGGGGGCAGCCGACGCCCGCCCCGCCGGCCGAGCCUGAGGAGAUGCCGCGGCCGGGGGUGUCGAGCUGGGCGACGUGGCAACCGGACCCUGCGUUCGCGCCGUCGCCGUCGAUGCCGCCUGCGCCGGAGAUGCUCGCGCCGCCGGAGCCGCAGGGGUUGUUUGGCCCGCGGUCGCCGCGGGAUUCGUACCGCGGGUAG